UGGUUGUAGUCUAGUCGGUUAGGAUAUUCGGCUCUUACCCGAAAGACCCGGGUUCAAGUCCCGGCAACGGAAUCAUUUUUUCCUUUUAUCUCUCAAGUAUAAGCAGUCUAAGCAAUCCAAGAUUCUAAGUUUGUGCAACUUUUUUCUCAGCCACUGUCAUGUGUUGUAACCUUUGCAUCUGCUUUGUGUGGCAAAAUGAAGUAAAACUUAGCAGCUAAGAUCCAUUAGGAUGGCAAUAAUCAUGAUUCAUGCCACAAGGUUUCCUUCUCAUCACCGCUUGAUAACUUGAUCAGUAGCUUGUAUUCAGCAAAUAUUUCGGGUUACAUGAAUUUGUCAAAAACUUCAAUUUGUAAUGAAAAAAAUAUGUCCCAAGAGCAAGAAUCCACCUUUGCAACAUACAACUCAGAUGUGCAGCUUCAACAUCUUUAAGCUCUCUAAUCCACCUUCAUUUUUGGAUGACGGACAAUGGCUUUUUGUCUUUUAUCAUCACUACCCUUUAAGCUUUUUCCCAGAAAAUAAGAACAAGCAAAAAAAAUUCCGUUGCCGGGACUUGAACCCGGGUCUCUCGGGUGAGAGCCGAGUAUCCUAACCAACUAGACUACAACGGAUUGCCAGUAUCAUAUCGUACUAAGAACAAAAGAAACUUUCUUUUGGUAAGUUUUUGUUACUCCGCAAGCAGGGUUUAGCGUGUUUCUCCAAGUUUCCCACACUCUGCUUCCCUAUCUUGUGCAACACCUUACGGCUCGACUUGGCUUAGCAUUUUGAAAGCUGUUGAUCCUUGAUCUUUAUUAGUGUUUUCGUGAAAAAUAGCCGAUUGAGGUAUUAUAAAAUGAGUGUCUCUGGACUGGCUGGCAGUCCCUCACGAUGUUGCCUUCGGCUAAUGCACCACAAUCAAGUUUUGGUACGCAGGCAAGUUUCAGCUAUUCCAAGUGCUGGCAAACCUAAGGAAAAAAUUGGCUUAAUCCAUUUUGAAAGAAGUAGUUGGAGAGUUUCUAUUCAAAAGUGGGAGACACAGAAAACUCAUUUGAUCAGAUGUGCAAUGGAUUCUUCCUUUGGUGAUAUGGCAAGUGAAUCAGCUGGAUCUCCAAUCUUUCCUAGAAUUAAUAUUCGGGACCCAUACAAACGAUUAGGAAUAAGCAGGGAGGCCUCCGAAGAUGAAAUUCAAGCUGCACGGAACUUCCUUAUUAGUAAAUAUAGGGCGCACAAACCAAGUGUCGAUGCAAUUGAAGCAGCCCAUGACAAAAUAAUUAUGCAGAAGUUCUAUGAAAGGAAGAACCCAAAAAUUGACAUCAAGAAAAAGGUCAGGGAAGUCAAACAAUACUGGGUUGUACAGGCUGUCACAAGCAGGUUCCAAACUCCAGCCACUAAGUUCAUUGUAAAAACAUCGAUAGCAUUUAUAGUGCUUGGAGUUCUCACUGUUCUCUUUCCAACUGAAGAAGGCCCAACCCUCCAAGUAGCUAUAUCACUGAUAACUACCUUCUACUUCAUAAAUGAUCGGUUGAAGAGCAAAAUCCGAGCUCUACUUUAUGGGGCUGGAGCUUUUAUAUUCUCCUGGUUAAUGGGAACCUUCUUGAUGGUAUCUGUGAUUCCACCUAUACCUAUUCUUAAGGGCCUGAGGAGUUUUGAAGUGCUGACAUCAUUGAUAACCUAUGUGCUACUCUGGGUUUCGUCUACCUAUCUUAAGUAGUUCUAAAGCACCAGGUUUCUCUUAUUAUAGACCCCCAAUUUUGAAGUAGUGGAUAACACAAGAUUUUCUUGGUAGUGGCUUAUUGAUCAUGUUAUUUUAGCUUAUGAGAGCUGUGUCAUAUCUCUACUUUGGCCAUCGAUACUAGUUGUGCUAAACAUAUUGGUUCAAAGCAUAGUUUGGAAGAAAAGAUUUGUGGAUAAAUUCGUUUGCUGUCUGGUAAAAGAUGUAAAAAUGGAUCAAAGUAAAGAUAGGUUGUUGUGUGAAUGGUGGUUUCUUACAUGCUUUUCUUUCCUUUUGUUCUUUUCUCCCAGUUUUGUUACAAAGAUUCUGAAUCAACAUGGAACCACUCUCUAUGUCUUCCAUUUCGAACAUGCAUGAAGACAAUUUGUUUGUGGGGUUGGAUUUUUAGGACAAUGAGAACUUUUAUAUACUUAAUUUGAAUCACCCGAGCUUUAAGAUGCCCCAGAGAUUGAGCUGUUGGGAAUAGCCUCGUCUUUGCUCUUCAGUCUUUUGAUGAUUUUUUAGUUAAAGAGUGCCUGAAUCUGUCCACAAUAGUUCCU
Molecule: messenger RNA, 2247 nt
Organism: Durio zibethinus
Lineage: Eukaryota; Viridiplantae; Streptophyta; Magnoliopsida; Malvales; Malvaceae
Product: protein CHAPERONE-LIKE PROTEIN OF POR1, chloroplastic-like
Cellular component (GO): chloroplast membrane
Source: RefSeq, a predicted model, not a curated record